GAGGCCAGAGACUGAGCUUCUCGCAGGCGUCUCCGCCCAGGGCAACGGCGCGGCAGACCGAGGCGCGGCGGGCGGGCAGCACGCUCGAGGAGAGGAUCGACAGGGACGGCGUGACCAAAGACCUGGUCGUGGGCUACCUGAAGAAGGAAAUCAGCGAGCAGGAGGCCUGCAUGCAGCUGCCUUGGGCCGUUUUGGUCUUCUUCUGCUUCUGCUUGGCGAUGUUCAACCACACAGGUAUCUUCAACAAGUACGCCUUGGAUUUGGCCACACGCUUUAACAUCGAGGAGAACGCCAACUUCGCUUUCACCGGCACUCUUCCCUUCGAGAACGGCAGGAUGGGCAACAAGGACAUCUACGACGUCAAUAGCUACGCCGACUUCUGGUCCUGGCUGAAUCUCGGCCUGGCGCUUGCCGCUG
Molecule: messenger RNA, 417 nt
Organism: Prorocentrum cordatum
Lineage: Eukaryota; Dinophyceae; Prorocentrales; Prorocentraceae
Source: the annotation of a GenBank genome assembly